CAGAAGGAAGCUGUGGUUUCUGGUCUUCCUGCUUGCUCAUGUUUUUUUUCAGAGGGAGGGCUAACAUCUGACCAUAUUUUUCAACAAGUUCAAGAGAGAGUAGAGAAUGCACCAGAAGGUGAGGAACCAGAAUUCCUCCAAAGAAAUUGCUCCUCAAACUGAGUCUCCAACGGGGUAUUCCAUGGAGAAUGAGCCUGGAAUUGUGUCGCCAUUUAAACGAGUAUUCCUAAAAGGUGAAAAGAGUAGAGAUAAGAAAGCCCAUGAGAAGGUGACAGAGAGGCGCCCUCUGCACACUGUGGUGCUGUCAUUACCCGAGCGCGUCGAGCCAGACAGACUGCUGAGCGACUAUAUUGAGAAGGAGGUAAAGUAUUUAGGUCAGUUAACAUCUAUACCAGGAUACCUGAAUCCCUCCAGUAGGACUGAAAUCCUGCAUUUCAUAGACAAUGCAAAGCGAGCCCACCUGCUUCCUGGACACCUGACCCAGGAACACGAUGCUGUGCUCAGCCUGUCUGCCUACAAUGUCAAGCUGGCCUGGAGGGAUGGGGAGGACAUCAUCCUCAGGGUGCCCAUCCACGACAUUGCUGCUGUCUCCUAUGUCCGAGAUGAUGCCGCACACCUGGUGGUCUUAAAGACAGCCCAGGAUCCGGGUAUCUCCCCAAGCCAGAGUCUGUGUGCGGAAAGUUCCAGAGGCCUCAGUUCAGGCUCCCUGUCGGAGAGUGCAGUGGGGCCAGUGGAAGCAUGCUGCCUGGUCAUCCUGGCUGCAGAGAGCAAGGUUGCCGCUGAAGAGCUAUGCUCCCUGCUUGGUCAGGUCUUCCAGAUUGUUUACACGGAGUCCACCAUCGACUUUCUGGACCGAGCAAUAUUUGAUGGGGCCUCUACACCCACCCACCACUUAUCCCUGCACAGCGAUGACUCUUCCACAAAAGUGGAUAUUAAGGAGACCUACGAUGCAGAAGCCAGCACCUUCUGCUUCUCUGACUCUGUGGAUGCUAGUGGCCUGCCGCCCUUGUCCUUCUGCAUGCAGGCAUCACCCCACGGCAAGACUGUCAGUGAGAGUGAGUUGAGUACCAGUGCCACAGAGCUGCUACAGGACUACAUGCAGACGCUGCGCACUAAGCUGUCGUCGCAGGAGAUCCAGCAAUUUGCUGCGCUGCUGCAUGAGUACCGCAAUGGGGCCUCCAUUCAUGAGUUUUGUAUUAGCCUACGGCAGCUCUAUGGAGACAGUCGCAAGUUCCUGCUGCUUGGUCUGAGGCCCUUCAUCCCAGAGAAGGACAGCCAGCACUUCGAGAACUUCCUAGAGACCAUUGGUGUGAAAGACGGCCGUGGCAUCAUCACUGACAGCUUUGGCAGGCACCGGCGGGCCCUGAGCACCACAUCCACCUCUACCACCAAUGGGAACAGGGCCACAGGCAGUCCCGAUGACCGGUCAGCACCCUCAGAGGGGGAUGAAUGGGACCGCAUGAUCUCAGACAUCAGUAGUGACAUCGAGGCGUUGGGCUGCAGCAUGGACCAGGAUUCAGUGUGAUGGGCAGUGGAGCACCCAUCCCUACCAUCCCAGGCCUCCCCAGGAGUUGACCUGAGUAUUAGCCCUUCCUGCUGGCUAGGAGCUGGGGAGCGGCUGCAGGCACAGGUGGCCCUGGGCGGCCAGGUCCUCUACUGUGAAAGAGCACAGAGCUGCCGCAGGACAUGCCCUGAUCCAGGGCGGAAGGCUCUGUGCCUCAUCCUCUGGGGCUCAGCCAUACCCUGCACCUCCUGCUCUGGGAGGGCCAGGCCAAGCUGGCAAGGAGAGCCAGUCCUGAUAGCCUGGCCCUGGACAGCUGUCAAUUUUGCACAUGAUGUUCCUGUUGUUAACUCUCAGAGACCUUAAAAAUGUUUACUGCAAUGUGAAUAAUUUAAUCUCUGGUUACCAAACA
This is a messenger RNA of Marmota flaviventris (yellow-bellied marmot), 1913 nucleotides long. RefSeq names its product CCM2 scaffold protein (gene Ccm2). NCBI's taxonomy places the organism in Eukaryota, Metazoa, Chordata, Mammalia, Rodentia, Sciuridae. Gene Ontology annotation, biological process: heart development; vasculogenesis. The record is from RefSeq and is a predicted model, not a curated record.